Messenger RNA from Nymphaea colorata (pocket water lily), 900 nucleotides. RefSeq names its product probable 3-hydroxyisobutyrate dehydrogenase-like 1, mitochondrial. The record is from RefSeq and is a predicted model, not a curated record. Lineage: Eukaryota; Viridiplantae; Streptophyta; Magnoliopsida; Nymphaeales; Nymphaeaceae. Gene Ontology annotation, molecular function: NADP binding; oxidoreductase activity; NAD binding.
AUGAAAGUUGGAUGGAUUGGAACAGGAGUCAUGGGACUCAGCAUGUGCAAACAUCUACUCAAUGCACAGUACUCACUCUCUGUCUUUAACCGAACUCCAGAGAAGGCUAAGCCUCUGCUUGAACUGGGUGCUGAAUGGCUGUCCCCUCAGGAAAUAGCAGCAAAAGUCGACGUUCUUUUCCUCAUGCUGGGCUUCCCCAAGGACGUGGAGACCAUGUGUCUGGGAGAAGACGGCAUUCUGAAGCACAUGAAGAAGGGGACCAUCAUUCCAUUCAGCUCCAUCCUGGUCGACCACACCACCAGUCGCCCCAGUCUCGCAGUCAGCAUCUACAACGAAGCCAAGGCUCUGGGCAUCGGCAGCAUCGACGCUCCCGUUUCCGGCGGAGACGUGGGGGCAAGGGAGGGCAAACUGGUGGUGAUGUGCGGCGGCGAGAAGGAGGAACUGGAGAGGGUCCGCCCCAUCAUGGAGAAGUACAGCCGAGCAGUCAACCUGGCGGGAGGAGCAGGGCUCGGGCAGCACACCAAGAUGGUCAACCAGAUCAUCCUGGCAGGCAACAUGGCAGGCACUGUGGAGGGACUCAUGUACGCCAGCAAAUCAGGCCUCGACCUCACCGGCACCAUCGACACCAUCAUUCUCGGAGCUGCAAGCUCGACUGCCUUGAAUGUGCUCGGAAGGAGAAUGGUGGCUGGAAACUUUGACCCUGGAUUCUACGUGGAGCACUACAUUAAGGAUUUGGAGAUCUGCCUAUAAGAAUCCGCAAGAAUGGAGCUUUCUUUGCCCUGCCUCGCCCUCGUGAAGCAAUUUUACAUAGCCCUCAAAGCUCAAGGCGGCAGCAAGCUCGGCACUCAAGCUUUGAUCAAAGUCCUCGAGAACCUAAACAACCACCACAUCGGCAAAUGA